This is a messenger RNA of Caenorhabditis remanei, 654 nucleotides long. RefSeq lists its product as uncharacterized. The record is from RefSeq and is a predicted model, not a curated record. Lineage: Eukaryota; Metazoa; Nematoda; Chromadorea; Rhabditida; Rhabditidae. The transcript has 4 exons. Bases 1 to 654 code for a protein of 217 amino acids.
AUGAACUUUAUUAUUCUAGUAACUGCCGUUUCUUUGAUUAAUUUGGUUAUUUGCGAAACCUCAACCGAAUCCACAGUUACGAAGAUCAAUCAGAUUAGCACCUCGGAAAUUAACUCUGCUUCGAAUAACGCCGACAAUGGGAAUUCCAUCCUAUUGAAAUCAAUUGAACAAAUUCUCAAGCGGGAAAUGAUUUCUCAAACUUCCAACAUGAAAACUAUUAAAACUGCGAAGGCCCAAACUCAUCCUUCCGAUCCUAAAGUUCAAGAAGGCAUCGUCAGUGUCAUCAUAGAAAUGCAAAAAAAGGAGGCCGAAACACUAAAGAAAGACAUUGAUUACUUGGAUAAACAGAGGGAAGAAAAACAAAAUAAACUUGUUAAAUUGUAUAAAGAGAUGAAUAUGAUGAAACCCGGUGAACCAAUAACUGCUGCACCACCAAAGCCACAAGACCAUUAUGUCGUUCCAGGGGCAGGUCAGAGCGAAAUUGUGAUCGAGUUAGUUCCAUUGCCGGCUACAUCAGAAAACUUUACUUUGAUGUCCUCCUUGUUGAUAAGACGAGCAGUACUUUGUCCAAAUCCUCCAAACAUUCCUCCAAGACCGCCUCCGCCAGCUCUUCCAGCUCCACCAGCAGCUCCUCCUCCUUUCAACAUUCGAUAG